Molecule: messenger RNA, 3195 nt
Organism: Crotalus tigris (Tiger rattlesnake)
Lineage: Eukaryota; Metazoa; Chordata; Lepidosauria; Squamata; Viperidae
Product: CCN family member 2-like
Exons: 2
Coding region: 678-1244 (188 amino acids)
Biological process (GO): cell adhesion; signal transduction
Cellular component (GO): extracellular matrix
Molecular function (GO): integrin binding; heparin binding
Source: RefSeq, a predicted model, not a curated record
GUAUUAAAGGGUCGUAGCAUUAGGAAGGUUGAGAACCACUGCCUUAAAACAUGGGUGACAGAUGAAAGCUUAGUGUGAUGCGUGAAUUAGUCCUGUUUUCAAACAAGAGCAGAACAGACAGAAGUAAUUCAGGCACACACGCCCUCUAGUGAUUUAAAGAUGACAUUUCUGUAAAUUGGUGCCACCACUGCGAAAACCCUACCACAUCUCUUGUACUUAAUCUAAUGAAUUGGUAUAAUGAGAAGAGAGCCUCUGAGACUAAUAAUAGACAUUAAAAUGUGGAGUAGAACAACAUUGUCUCCAGCAAUCUUAAUGACUUUUCAGAAAGAGAUAUUUCAGUAUCUGUCUCUUGCUGGACAAUCCUUUAAAAUUCCUCUGUAAGUGACCAAUUUCCCAUAUGUAUAACUAAUUUCUAAUGCUGUCCCUCUUGCCCAUAAAGUGGAUUUCUUUUUAAAUAUACACCCCUCCAAUAUGGUGCAUUAUUGCAGGAUAAGGUGAAGCCAGUGUGGCUUUAGUUCAAUGAAAGUCAAGUCUUUAAAUCAGUCUUCUUCAGCUUGGUGCCUUUCAGAUGUUUUGGCUGCCACAGCCAUUUUUGGCCAAGUGGAUUAAUGAGGUUAAGGCAAGCUAUGUGAAAAAGAAAUCACAUCUCUUUUACUUUUAAUUUUUAGAAUUUGCUCAUGGAAGUUCUUUUGCCCAUCUCAGUUUACAGGAACAAACUUGCUGACAAGCAUGAGUUAAAGCUUAAGUCCACACUGAAUGACCUUCAGGUAAACUGCUUGGUGCAGACCACUGGAUGGAGUGCCUGUUCUAAGACUUGUGGGAUGGGCAUCUCUGUCUGUGUUACCAAUGACAACCCCCAGUGCGAAUUGGAGAAGGAGAGCAGGCUGUGCUUGGUUCAAAUCUGCAAUGCCUCUCUGGACAGGAGCAUCAAGAAAGGGAAGAAGUGCCUGCGAAACCCUAAAUCUCACGAGGCAAUCCACUUUGAGUUCACCGGCUGCACCAGCAUCCACUUCUACUGGCCCAAGUUCUGUGGCAGCUGCAUGGACAAUCAUUGUUGUACCCCACAUAUCACCAGCACAAUGAAAGUGGAAUUUCGGUGCCCCGAGGGAGAGUCAUUUGUUCAAAAAAUAAUGUUGAUCAAGUCUUGCUCUUGCCACUAUGACUGUCCUGCAGAUAAUGAUGUCUUUCUGGCCAGUUACCACCGGUCAAUGGAAGGGGACCAUUUCAAACUAAAGAAUCAGUAAUGCUGGGUCCUGCUCCCACUCUAAACCUGGCAGAUUGAAUGUAUCUAAAAAUGUAUUUGCUGAUCACAAAUGAUCCGAGAGACUUCAUGUCCAGAAGUCUCUGGUAUAUCUGGUGCUGCAUUCUAAGACAGGGCUAAUGUACUUGAUUCUCCACCAACCACACCCAAUCUUCUCUGAAGACCCAGAUUCCAUGUUCUUUCCCCUGUGAGGUAUCAAAAGCACAUUGAUGUGUCCUAUCUACAUUUGGUUGCUGAAUCUAUACUAGCAGUUUUGCUAUAUGGAUGCCUAUCAUCAGCUCUUUCCUUCACAUAAUCUUGGUCAUGCACAAUGAAGCCUGUCAGAAAAUGUUAACUCACAAUGGUCUAUUAUCCUCUUGCUGCAGAUGUUGAACAAGCAUGCAGAAAUAUGUUCAGAAGCGACUAAAGAAAUAUAUUCAGAAGCUAGUGACAACGGGAGAUUUGGAAAAUCUUGAAUGAUAUACAUAUGUAAAAAGGUUUGAUCCUACAAAAUGCCUGAUCUGCUGAAAAGCACUGAUUUGGGUAACCUACAUCUCUGCAGUGGAUUCCUUAAUAAGGCCAUUGGAAGAUGUGCAUUGCAGUCUUGAAGUGAUUUCAGAUGACAUUUGUUCUUAGUAAUCACACAGUCAUUCAUAAAAUUGAUCCAGACAGUCUUAUCUUUCAGAAUAACAGAAGAACAAAGUUGGAAGAGACCUUGGAGGUCUUCUAGUUCACCCCCCUGCUCAGGCAAGAAACCCUAGACAAUUUCAGACAAAUGGUUGUCCAAUCUCUUCUUAAAAACCUCCAGUGUUGGAGCACCCACAAGUUCAAGAGGCAGGUUGUUCCACUGGUUAAUUGUUCUAACUGUCUUGCUUUGUGGGGAAAACUGCACACGCAGCAAACUGCCGUGCUUUCCCCCCAAAAACCUCAUAACCUUUUGAUACCCUUUGUCUCAGUGAAGCAGCCAAAAGGUCAUCCCUUUUGACUUAAUGCCUCACCUACCUAAACAGAUAAUAUGCUUAGUUCCUUCUCCUAUCUCUUCCUGUCUUUGUUAGUUCCUUCUGCUUUCAUCUCCCUGUAUUUGUUCUUACCUAGUCUUUGAUCAUGUAAUCUGUUACUAGAAAAUAGUUGCUUACAUGAAGACAUUUUCCAAUGAAGAAACCUUUGUCAGCAUCUAAUGGUUAAGCUGGUGUAUGUAACAAGUAUAUAAGAAGUAAUAAACUCAGAGUUUGUCAAGCUGUGUCCUGCAGCUUCAAACCUCUGCUCAAGACAUGCCUGCAUCUUUUUCUUAGCGUCUUACAUCUGGCCCCUGAACAGGGACUGCCCCCCAUGGAGCAACUGGGACAGCCCCCCCUUCCGAGGGAGCAACAGCCAACAUACUUACCAGUGUCUGGAAUAGACCCCUAAGUGCACUUUUAUCCCAUGGGACCCCUCAGUGGUAAGUAAGGGUUGCAAUCUAUCUCAGCAGCAGCAGAAACAUGUACAGGAACUGAGAUUCCUGUUACACAAAUCAGGUGUGAAAGCACCUGAGGCAGACAUAAGGAAGCUGGUGGAUGAGGUAGGGAAACAUUCCCCUUGAUAUCCUAAGUGCUGGAUGCUUAGGUUACGAGAUUGGGAAAAGAUAGGGCAUACUUUACAUCUUUAAUCUCGGGCUCCAGUAUAGGUAUUAUAUCGAUGGCAUCAGUGCCAUCAAGCAGUGGGAAAAUUUGGCUCAGAUGCUUCAGCAGGGCAACAAUUAACUACAAGCCCCACACCUGAUUAGGAUCAAGUAAAAACUGUGCCUCCGAAAGCAUCUUUAAUUGGAUCUUCAGCUCCUUCUGAAGAGGCUAAUCCUUUUGCCUUCUUACGGCCAUCAUACACCCCCAUAAGGAAAAUAUUAGAGGAACAAUCUUGAAGUAGAAAAAAAAUAAUAUAUGGGGAAUCAUCAGGGAAAUUUAAAGAAACAAAUUAAAUGU